Molecule: messenger RNA, 456 nt
Organism: Helobdella robusta
Lineage: Eukaryota; Metazoa; Annelida; Clitellata; Rhynchobdellida; Glossiphoniidae
Exons: 3
Coding region: 1-456 (151 amino acids)
Source: RefSeq, a predicted model, not a curated record
AUGUUUUCGCCUAAUUUCAUCUUCCUCUUAUUCAUCGCCAUCUCUCUCACCUUCAACAUGAGUGUACUGGCAGACGGGCCUGCCGUGGGCCCCCCAAGUAUCCCCUGCCCAGCCGGACCACCCGGAAUGCCAGGACGCCCAGGAGCACCGGGAGUAGAUGGAAUGCCCGGAUUUCCUGGGCCUAAAGGUCAAUCCGGAAUAAAAGGUGAGGUUGGCCCUCGUGGAAGGCUUCCAGAAGCAGAAGCAGCCGUACUAACGUGUUACAGGUGUGCCAAUAUUGAUAAUUAUUUUGACUGCAACGAGUUAAGCCCAGCCUAUUACCGACACUUCUGCAAUGGAACCAAAUGCCUCUAUAGCGUUUCUGCCUUUUAUAACAGUGGACAUAAUGAUCCGUGGAGAAAAGAAUUGUCCGUGGUCGAAAAGACGAAUUUGACCAUAUCAUUUUCCACCCCGUGA